Molecule: messenger RNA, 857 nt
Organism: Lindgomyces ingoldianus
Lineage: Eukaryota; Fungi; Ascomycota; Dothideomycetes; Pleosporales; Lindgomycetaceae
Product: CybS-domain-containing protein
Exons: 3
Coding region: 84-674 (196 amino acids)
Biological process (GO): tricarboxylic acid cycle; mitochondrial electron transport, succinate to ubiquinone
Cellular component (GO): mitochondrial envelope; membrane
Molecular function (GO): heme binding; ubiquinone binding
Source: RefSeq, a predicted model, not a curated record
CUCCAACCUCACCACCUCACUCACCACCUCACCCACUCCUCCUCUCCACUGCGCCCUCCGUUGCGUAGCCUGAAGCAGCUGCAAUGGCAUCCAUCAUGCGUCCCGGCCUUCUCAGGUCAGCCUGCCAGAACCCCGCCGCCUCACAACGCAUGCUCUCGUCCUUCGCGCGCUCCGGUAUCAAGCGAUCCUCGCCAUUAAUCCACCAGCUCCGCCCGCAGUUCGUACACCCUACAAUCCCAAAGUCGACAAGAAUUGCCGCCUUUCAUGUUACCCAGCGCCAGCAGAUUAUUCCUCCCCUACCGCAGAAGAUCCACGGAACGCUGAACGAUCCCGUCCCCGUCCCCAACCCAGAGCCUGUCCAUGGCGCCUAUCACUGGACUUUUGAGAGACUUGUCUCCGUCGGCCUGAUCCCCCUGACUAUUGUCCCCUUCGCUUCGGGUUCCCUUAACCCAGUCAUGGAUGCCACUCUCUGUGCUCUUCUUGUUAUCCACUCCCACAUUGGCUUUGAGUCAUGCAUCAUCGACUACAUCCCCAAGAAGCGCCUUCCCAUCUCCCGCAUGGUCGCCAUGUGGGCCCUACGCAUUGGCACUGUCGCCCUUGGCGUUGCUCUCUAUUCAUUCGAGACCAAUGACGUUGGAAUCACUGAAGCCGCGAAGAGGCUUUGGCAGGCUUAGGGCUAUUUAGCUGGUUGAAUUUCUUUUGUAUAUACCACUACUGGCUAAUUAGCUUGAAAAUGGUUAGGAUGGGCCGAAGCGGAUGAGUCUGUUUGCUCAUGUGAGAAAUAAGUGUUGUACUAGGACGCAAUAUGAAAUGUUAGGCUGGAAUUCAUCGGGCACUAAAUUCACCAUCCAUCUUUG